GUCUGGAUUUCACUGGCCUCCGUUCAAUACAGUUCGUCAUUUGCACAUGCAUAUACUGUAUCCGACGUCUGAGAUGAGCUUUUUAAACAAACACGUCGUAUUCCGUUCCGGCUUGAUCUUUGUAACGCUUCACGUUUACACUAGUUUGUUCAGUUUCACGAACGAUAAAAUUUCAAAAGUAAUUAAUACGUUGUACGUUUAAAU
Soboliphyme baturini is the source of this 204-nucleotide messenger RNA. The record is from the annotation of a GenBank genome assembly. Lineage: Eukaryota; Metazoa; Nematoda; Enoplea; Dioctophymatida; Soboliphymatidae.